UGGCUGUUUUGGUUUUUUUUUGAGACAGGGUCUCACUGUGUAGUUUAGGUUGACAUUGAACUUGAUAUGUAGCCUAGGUUAGCCUUAAACUUGUGGUGAUCCUCCUGCCUCAGCCUCCUGAGUGUUGGAAUUAUAGACGUGUGGCACAAUGCCUGGUUUACAUUUUGAGAUACUGCAGUCUUGCUAAAUUGCUCAGGCCUUACUCAAACUUGUGGUCCUCCUAUAGGCUUCAGCCUCCCAUAGUAUUGGGAUCACACACCUGUACCACCCUGCCCAGCUUAUUGUAUACUUGCUAUAUGCCAAGUUUCUUUAGAAAAGCUGAGGUAGCUGGGCAAGGUGGCACACACCUGUAAUCCCAGCACUCAGGAAUCUGAGGCAGGAGGAUGCUUGAAGUUCAGGACCAGCCUGGACAAUAUAACAUGGCCCUGUCACAGCUUAAUGUGAUGGUGCAUGUCUACAAAUCCAGCACUCUGGGAGUCUGAGGCGGUAGGUGCACAAGUUCCAGCCCACGCUGGGCAACUUAGUGAGACCCUGUCUUAAAAAAUGUAAAAAGGGCUUGGGGAUGUAGCCCAGUGCGAUAUCCAUGUGUUCAAUCUCUGGUACCACCAAAAAAAAAGAAAAGAAAAAUGUAGUGCUUUCCCAGGUGGGGAGAGGCUGAUGCAGUGGCUUGGGGGUUGUGACAAGGACACUGUAGGUGCAGAGGGAACAGGAACACAAGUUCAGACCUAGUCCAGGAAGUCACAGAAGGCUCCUCAUGAAAGUGAUACUUAAACACAUAAUAAGGUGAGCAGGAACUCACCAGUAAGGAAGGGAGAGCGAAGCUUAGGUGGAGGAAACGUGUGAAGGCUCAAGUGGGGGCAUACUCGAGAAGCUGGGAAACAGCGUUAGGGGCACACGGUGUGGGAAGAGCAGAGAGGGAGGCGUGCAGGGGGAGGCGGGGGCCGGCAGGGAGGCACAUGGCGGCGUUGGCUCUGUGCUCGGAGCACCGGAAUACUCUGAAGGGUUUCUAAGUGCAGAAUGGCCCGUGGCCUUUAGGAGGAUCAGCUUGGCUCUUGUGUGGAGAAUGUACAGGUGGAGCCAAGACCAGAGAUCAGGAUAACGAGGAGCAGCUGGAAGAGCCCAGGUGACAGUGUGGUGGCCCAGAUAGGAUGGCAGCACAGAUGGAGAAUGGGAGGAUGAUUUAAAUAUAUAUUAGAAUGGAUAGGGUAUAUGCUUGAUUGGGUUGGAAAAGAGAGGAAUCAGAAAUAACUCCUUAGUUUCUGGCUUGUGAAAAUGAGUAGAAGGAGCCGGGCACGGUGGUGAGGGCCUGUAAUCCCAGCACUCAGGAGGCUGAGGCAGGAGGAUUGCUGAAAGUUCAAGGUCAGCCUGGGCUACUCAGCGAGACCCUGUCUCAAAAAAAAAAAAAAAAAAAAGGUAGACGGAGCACCACUUACUGAGAUAGGAAAUACAGGAGCAGGUUUGAGAGGGAGCAUGAGGCACAGCUUAAUGUGUGCAUAAGACAUUGUAGAGACUGAAUAUGGAGGUGUACAAUUCAUGGAAAAUUGAAUGUGGGAUUAUAGAGUGCAGAAGUCAGAUGUGAGGAAUUAUAACUAGGCCAUAUACAAGCAGGUUGACCACCAACAUAUAUUAGUGCCUAAGAUGAGCAGGGCUGUGGAGAGCACAGUGUUCUGAUGAGACGGCACCUGUGUUCACAGAAGGUCGUGUGCAACCGUGCAGAUACAUGUUCACUGAACUGCGAUAUGGGGCGCAGUGUGAGCGUGAGGAGGGACCUGCAGCCCGAGCGUUGGGGGAACAUAGAAAAGAGAAUGGACGGUGUAGGGCUUUGAACUGAGCCUCGGAGGGAGAGGAAGUGCAGGAGAAAGUUGUUUUGGGCUUAGGGAAUGACAGAGGCACGGAAACCCGAAAUUAUCUCAGUGCCUGUUCUGAGCACAGUGGGUGGGUGGUGUGGCUGGAGCUUCACAUUCUUGGAGUGUGAUACACAGUUUUUGGGUGUGCAGAUAAAACUGGAAAAGUACUCGGAGGCCAAGGAGGCUGCCUGUGAGAAGCACGGCUAAGGAUGCGUUUAGUAGGCAGACGAGCUCUGUGGCAGAGCUGAGAAAUGUCAGCCCCGGUGACCUGACUUCAUGUGAAAAAUGGCGAAUGCAGAAGUGAGUGUCCCAGUGGGAGAUGUUGUUGUGGUCCCCACUGAAGGAAAUGAAGGGGGGAACCCAGAAGACACAAAGACCCAAGUGAUCUUGCAAUUACAGCCUGUGCAGCAGGGGAUUUACGAACCCGGGUCGGAGAACAACACGGCUGUUGUAGCGGUAGAAACUCACACAAUACACAAAAUUGAAGAAGGAAUUGAUGCAAGCACUAUAGAAGCAAAUGAGGACAUGGAAAUUGCCUACCCCAUAACUUGCGGGGAGAGCAAAGCCAUCCUCCUCUGGAAGAAGUUUGUGUGUCCAGGAAUAAACGUGAAGUGCGUCAAGUUUAAUGAUCAGCUGAUCAGCCCUAAGCAUUUUGUCCAUCUGGCUGGCAAGUCCACUCUGAAGGACUGGAAGAGAGCCAUUCGUUUGGGUGGAAUCAUGCUCAGGAAAAUGAUGGACUCCGGACAGAUUGAUUUUUACCAACAUGACAAAGUGUGCUCCAAUACCUGCAGAAGCACCAAAUUUGAUCUUCUGAUCAGCAGCGCAAGGGCGCCAGUGCCGGGACAGCAGACAAGUGUGGUGCAGACACCCACUUCGGCCGAUGGUGGCAUCACACAGAUCGCCAUCUCCGAAGAGAGCAUGGAGGAGGCGGGGCUGGAGUGGAACUCAGCGCUCACUGCUGCCGUCACCAUGGCCACCGAGGAGGGUGUGAAGAAAGACUCGGAGGAAAUUUCAGAAGACACUUUGAUGUUCUGGAAAGGAAUAGCUGACGUAGGGCUGAUGGAAGAAGUUGUCUGCAACAUCCAGAAGGAAAUAGAGGAGCUGCUCAGGGGAGUUCAGCAGCGGCUCCUCCAGGCUCCCUUCCAGGUCACAGUAGAUGCGGCUGUCCUCAACAACGUAGCGCACACAUUUGGCCUGAUGGACACGGUCAAGAAGGUUUUGGACAACAGAAGGAACCAAGUAGAGCAGGGAGAGGAGCAGUUUCUCUGUGCUCUGACAGACUUGGAACGCCAGUUGGAAGAGCAAAAGAAGCAAGCCCAGGAUCAUAGGCUAAAGUCCCAGACCGUUCAGAACGUGGUACUGAUGCCUGUGAGCACUCCAAAACCUCCCAAAAGGCCCCGGCUGCAGCGGCCGGCCUCCACCACUGUCCUGAGCCCUUCUCCUCCCGUCCAGCAGCAGCCUCAGUUCACAGUCAUCUCACCCAUCACCAUCACCCCCAUGGGGCAGUCCUUUUCCAUGGGCAAUAUUCCCGUGGCCACACUCAGCCAGGGCUCCAGCCCUGUGACUGUCCACACACUGCCUUCUGGCCCUCAGCUCUUCCGCUACGCUACAGUGGUCUCCUCUGCCAAGAGCAGCUCACCAGACACAGUGACCAUCCACCCGUCAUCCAGCCUGGCACUGCUAAGCUCCACCACCAUGCAGGAUGGCAGUACCCUGGGCAACAUGGCGACCAUGGUGAGCCCCGUGGAGCUGGUGGCCAUGGAGUCCGGCCUGACCUCAGCCAUCCAGGCCGUGGAAAGCACCUCAGAGGAUGGGCAGACCAUCAUUGAGAUUGACCCAGCCCCAGACCCUGAGGCCGAAGACACUGAGAGCAAAGCAGUCAUCUUGGAGACAGAGCUGAGGACUGAGGAGAAAGUCGUGGCCGAGAUGGAAGAGCACCAGCAUCAAGUCCACAAUGUGGAGAUUGUAGUCUUAGAGGACUGACUGGGGUCUUGGGGCCAGGAGCUAUGUUUUGGUUUGGAAUUUUAAUUAUUUGUUUAUUUUUAUCAUUGUCCCACUCAUUUCCACAUAGGAUCCUUUUUUUACAAAAAAAAAAAAUCUCAUUAUUGUAACUGAAAACGCUGGGGUCCUCCCAUCCUCUCAUUGAAAAAUGGACACAACCAGCUCCCCUUCCAGAAGGUGAGAGUGUCCUAACCAUCUUAUUGUAAGAAAGUUAUUUCUUUUCGGGGAGGCAUCAAAGGAACCAGAACCCUUCGCAGACUAGCCUGGUCCAUCUUUGUGCGCUUGGUCUUAUGCUUGUAAAGAUGCAUUGACCAAACUCCGGAACGCAGAUGUGCCCCUGGAAGGCGACCCAGUGUUACGUGUUUGUACCCUUGAAAGGCUCUGAAACAGAUAAAUGGAAGUUGAACUCUG
Messenger RNA from Chinchilla lanigera (long-tailed chinchilla), 4259 nucleotides. It is a transcript of the gene Gmeb1, whose product is annotated as glucocorticoid modulatory element binding protein 1. Lineage: Eukaryota; Metazoa; Chordata; Mammalia; Rodentia; Chinchillidae. Gene Ontology annotation, cellular component: nucleus. The record is from RefSeq and is a predicted model, not a curated record. The transcript has 10 exons. Gene Ontology annotation, molecular function: RNA polymerase II cis-regulatory region sequence-specific DNA binding; DNA-binding transcription activator activity, RNA polymerase II-specific. Gene Ontology annotation, biological process: positive regulation of transcription by RNA polymerase II. The coding region runs from base 2133 to 3830 and encodes 565 amino acids.